GCGGGCCCCCGCCAAGGCCGGCCUUGCGCAUGCGUGUGUCGGGAGCCUUUAAAAAUGAUGUAACAGAGGAUACAGCCUGGGCUAAACCCUGUGGACCCUGAGAGAGAGCAACAAGGAGUGGUCUGUCUCUGUUCUGGAAAUCUCGCAGGAGCUUUGCUUUUCUGUCAAGCCACGAGCCCUCUCCAGCUCACCAUCUUGCAUUGCAGGAGAUGCUAUUUCUGGACAUCCAGUGGUCUGCAUGGGAAGCAACGCACCUACUGCUCACAGCUAGUUAAAUUCCACAAAUCACAGCAGUACCAGCUCAUCCGCCGCACAUUUAAUGUAUUUGUUGAGAUGACAUGAAGCUGUCCUUCUUCAGUGCUCUGAAAACCUCUUUCUGGGGGCAUCUUCCUGGAAGAAAAGUCCUUAGAGUCUUAAAGAACGUAUUAAACAAACACCUGCCUGAGAACGCCCAUCAGCUGGUAUCUGGAAAGCUGCACAUUAUCCUCACCCGUCUGCACGACUGGAGAAGCGUGCUGGUUUCAGAGUUUGCCUCGAAGGAGGACCUCAUUCAGGCCUUGGUCUGCAGCUGCUUCGUCCCUCUGUAUUUUGGACUUUUACCUCCUAUGUACCGUGGGGUGCGUUACAUUGAUGGGGAACUCGGCAUGUGGCGGGCCAACUUCGUGUCCCGGACCACGAUCACCGUGUCUGCUUUCGCUGGUGAAUACGACAUCUGUCCCAAAGAUGGCCCUGCUGCCUUCUUCACUUUCCAACUCUCUGAUUGUAUUCUACAGAUAUCAAAAAGAAACAUCCGUCGCUUGCAGUAUAUUUUUCAGCUUCCCACACAUCAAGUUCUGGACCAGUUUUAUAUCCAUGGCUACCAGGACACAGUCUCCUUCUUAAAAAGACUGAGUGAAUUUGGUAUAAAUUACCUUGAUGAGGACUUUAUGCUUCCAUUGACCAAUGAAUCAUGUCAGAAGGGUGAAGGGACCCUGCACUGGAAGCCGGAAACAAGAGUACUUCGCUUCAGAGCCACAGACCCUGAGGAUGUCACCAAAGAGAAUCCAGAGAGCAGCUGGGCAGCAGAUGAAGUGGAAGAAGAAGCCUCACACCACCUUCCCCACCAUCAGAAAGCUGCUAAUUCUGAGGGUUCCGAAUGUGUGCCUACCUCCAUGGGCAGGAGAAGCAAGCCUCCGAAGGUGUAUGAAGCUGAAGAAUAGAUGUGCAUCAGCUUGCCCUGGUCCAUGGAAAAGGAGAGACUUGCUACUAGCCCGCACUGUUCUGUGUGUUCCCUGCGGAGCUGCCGUCAGAAGGAUGCGACAGCCCAUUGCACACCCCAACACUGGGCUUGAAGGGACGCCUGCAUGCCUCGUGCUAAUCUUGCACCGUGUCCCUUCAGCUGUCUUGCCACUGCUGAAGGCACAGCCCCUGGUUUCUGUAUCACUCUCAGCUUCGAUGCCUCUAUUGAGAUGUUCUUACCCCUUUCUGACAAAAGCUGGCAGCCUGUACGGCUGCAACAGGACCUUUGACAGUGGAUCCUGCAGUCCAGUCAUCUGCUCCUUCCUCCAGAGAGCCAAGCCUGUGCCCAUGAAUGACAACACAGAAGUAAAUAAAGACCAGUAACUAGAAAUAACCCAAUAAAUGCAAUAAUUCCUCUUGUCCAGCAACUUUUGCUGCAGCUCAGCCUGUAGGUACUGAAGCCCAGGCCAGAAUCCAGCUUAUGCUGCUCUUACAAAGCCUCUUUGUGAAUGGCUACUGCAGAGCUAGAAAUAUUUGCUAUAAUAAAUAACUCAAUAAUGCCUUAAAUAUAAUACUGCAAUAUAAUACUUAAAUAUAAGACUGCAGCAGCCACCCCCAAAACCCAAGAUCAGUCCCCCAAAUCCUCUACCUGGCAGGAAGCAAGGAGCCAGACCCUGCGGUACCCUUUUGAAUAGGCCGGUGAAU
Grus americana (Whooping crane) is the source of this 1923-nucleotide messenger RNA. Its product is annotated as omega-hydroxyceramide transacylase-like. The record is from RefSeq and is a predicted model, not a curated record. Gene Ontology annotation, molecular function: triacylglycerol lipase activity. Lineage: Eukaryota; Metazoa; Chordata; Aves; Gruiformes; Gruidae. The transcript is spliced from 10 exons. Bases 339 to 1199 code for a protein of 286 amino acids. Gene Ontology annotation, biological process: triglyceride catabolic process; lipid homeostasis. Gene Ontology annotation, cellular component: membrane; lipid droplet; cytoplasm.